Rotaria sp. Silwood2 is the source of this 1437-nucleotide messenger RNA. The record is from the annotation of a GenBank genome assembly. Lineage: Eukaryota; Metazoa; Rotifera; Eurotatoria; Philodinida; Philodinidae.
AUGAUAAGAUGUUCUUCUAAUGGUUCAUUUGAUCGAUUAGAUGACCAAAUACUUGAUCGAUUUUGUUCACAAAUUUUACCUUCGAUUCAUCAUAACAUCAAAUGGUUAGAUGUUGAAUGUUCGUCUAUGGAAGAUGUUCUUCUUUGUACAAGUUAUCCUAACUUAUCGGAACUUGGUUUACAUAAUAUCGAGAAGAACAUUGCAUUACGUAUUUUUACUGACGAAACUCCUUUAACUCACAUAUUUCAAGAUAAAAUUUCAUCACUUGUUAUUGAUGUUGUUCAAUGUGAAAGUUUAAGUAUGAAUGACACAAGCAAUUCAAAUAUAUUUGCCCACAUUUUAACUUUAUUCUCCAAGUUAAAAUAUUUGGAUUAUAGAUCAUCUUUUUGGUAUCAAUCAUUAUUUGAAAUGUCUAAAACUAUUUCCUCUUCAAUUCUGUUAGAAUUACAUAUCAAACUGGACAAAUUUACAGAUUGUCUUUAUUUACUUGAUGGUCGUUUCGAUUCACUUGAAAAGGUUUUUCUUGAUAUUUAUCAAAUAUCUACUCCAGAGAUAGUAAUUAAUAAUAAAAAAGAAUUACCGAAGCUAAAAGCGUUUUCUCUCUAUUCUGACCGACCUACAUUUCAAUAUAAUGAAUUGAUUGUGCCACUUCUACACCGAAUGGUCAAUUUAGAAGAACUCGAUUUACAUCUUGUCGUGCAUUGUGAGAAAAGAUUUGUUGAUGGCUAUAAUUUGAAAUACAAUAUCAUUAAUCAUUUGUUUCAAUUAAAUAAAUUUCUAUUUAACAUACGAUCAUGUCUAUAUAUAAACGAUCAAAUUUAUUUAUUAUCAAAUGAAGAUUGUCAACAUUCAUUCAAUGAUUUUAAAAAUAAUAAAAUUAUUUCAUGUGUCGAUUAUUUUCCAGAUUUCAAACAUGGUCAAUGUCAUAUUUAUUCAUAUCCAUAUAGAGCAAAGACAUAUGAAUAUAUUACAAAUAAUUUUCCAGAUGGAUUAUUUAAAUAUGUUCGUGAAGUUUCAUUAUAUGACGACCGUCCUUUUGAACAUGAAUUUUUUUUGAAAAUUGCUAAAUCUUUCCCAUUUAUGGAACAAUUAACUAUAUACAAUAGGAAACCACAGAAGAACAAAUCUUAUGAACAAUCAAAAUAUGAUAAUCAACAUUUAUCACCUAUUCAAUAUCCUUAUCUGAGUGUACUCGAGUUGUUUUCGGCUCAUGAUGAUUAUGUCGAGCAAUUUCUAUUGGAUAUCAAAACAUCUAUAAUAAGAACGGUCAACCUUCAAGUUCUAUUUUCAACGUUGGAUAGAAUAACGCACAGUUUUACGAGAGAUGCAACACGAAUCAAUUGUGGAAAACUAUUUUCUAUAUAUGUACCUCAUGAUAUAUCGAUUUCAACACAACUCAAAGACUAUUUUCCUCAUACAAAAAUUUAUACAAUUUGA